Messenger RNA from Magnolia sinica, 912 nucleotides. RefSeq lists its product as uncharacterized. The record is from RefSeq and is a predicted model, not a curated record. Lineage: Eukaryota; Viridiplantae; Streptophyta; Magnoliopsida; Magnoliales; Magnoliaceae. The coding region runs from base 31 to 588 and encodes 185 amino acids. The transcript has 2 exons.
ACUUCCCCCCUCUGUCUCUCUGAAUAGAAGAUGGCUCUACACAUCGGCAGCAGUAGCAGCAGCCACCCAACCCACCUCCUCACAAUCUGCUCUUUCCGCCCCCGAAAUCCUACCAUUCUCUCUCCUAUCUCUGUUGGGAGAACUUCUGAAACGCACAUAGCUAGGGCUAGAAGGGUUUCGUCUCGCACUAAGAAGAGCGGCCUCACCACAUCCCCCCGAGAAGAAGAGCAGCUCAAGACGACGCCAGCUCCUUUUCCUGAAGACAGAGGAGGAGACGCCUCUGCCGUCAAUAUUGAUGACGGGUUUGUCAUGCCGGAGCUUCCAGGUGAUAAGCCUGACUUCUGGGAGGGUCCUCAGUGGAAUGCCUUUGGUUUCUUUGUUCAGUACCAGUGGGCCUUCGGCAUCGGAUUUGCGCUAAUUGCAUGCGGGAUUGCGGUUGCCACAUACAAUGAAGGGGCAACUGAUUUUAAGCAGACUCCUACGUACAAGGAGUCAAUCCAAUCUGGGGAAUUGUUCGAUGAACCAGAGGCAUCCAGUUCAGAUGUUUUUGAGGGAAAUCCAACUGAGGAGGCACCCAGUCUGGAAUAAGCACCACUUGGCUCUCUGGUUCCGCUUUAUCAUCAUCAAGAUGGUAAUAGAUCUAUGGAGAGGUUGGGUUCGUGCCUGAUCCAGAUUCUGAUCAGAGGCCUUCUACAUCUGUUCUAAAGGUGUGAUAAUCAUACUGUUUAUGUGUUUUUUUUUUUUUCCUUUUUCACCAUCUUUUUCUGAAUUUGUAAUUGUAGUGUAUAAUACAAUGACAAGAAAUAGAUUUGUAAUGUAAGCAUCUGAAUAGCAAGAUAGAUUCUUGUGAAACCCUGAUGCUUUUAAACUUGGUGGGAGGAAAUGGAGAUAUGCCUUGGAAGUUUUAUGUGA